Molecule: messenger RNA, 2369 nt
Organism: Python bivittatus (Burmese python)
Lineage: Eukaryota; Metazoa; Chordata; Lepidosauria; Squamata; Pythonidae
Gene: NDUFAF5
Product: NADH:ubiquinone oxidoreductase complex assembly factor 5
Biological process (GO): mitochondrial respiratory chain complex I assembly
Cellular component (GO): mitochondrion
Molecular function (GO): S-adenosylmethionine-dependent methyltransferase activity
Source: RefSeq, a predicted model, not a curated record
UCAACUUGAGGCAGGCGGAUAUUGCGAACCAAACAGGCGUUUGCUGCUCUGUCUUUUCUAGCUCUAGCAGUCCUUACAAAGCGAGCGCCGGAGGAGCAAUGGAAGCUAAGGCGUUUCUGCGGGCGUCGUGCCUUUGCCGCCUGCAGUUAGCGGCGGUGAGAGGCGCGCCGUGGGGGCCCUGGUUCCGCCGCCGCUUCGCCCCUUCGGCGCCCUUGGGUGUGGGGUCCCGUCCCGCCACGGGGCCCGGAGCCCUCAGCCCUUUCGACCGGCAGAUGAAGAGGAAGCAGAAGAACUGGGCAGCCGGGCAGCCUCACGCGGAGCACUGCGAGUAUCUGCGGGAGGAGGUUGGUAGUAGGAUGGCUGAUCGUGUGUUUGACAUAUCCAGGACAUUUCCCCUUGCCUUGGACCUUGGGUGUGGGCGAAGCUAUAUAGCUCAGCAUUUAAACAAGGAUGUUGUUGAAAGGCUUUUUCAAUCAGAUGUGGCUGAAAAUGCUCUGAAGAACACAAUACAUUCAGAAAUACCAAGAGUCAAUAUUGUAGCUGAUGAAGAAUUUCUUCCUUUCAAAGAAAACACAUUUAAUCUUGUUGUCAGCAGUCUGAGUUUGCAUUGGGUCAAUGAUCUUCCCAAAGCAUUGCAUGAAGUACAUCGAGUCCUUAAACCUGAUGGAGUAUUCAUUGGUUCCAUGUUUGGGGGAGACACACUCUUUGAGCUUCGCUGCUCUUUGCAGCUAGCAGAACUAGAAAGAGAAGGUGGAUUUUCUCCACAUGUGUCCCCUUUUACAGCUGUGAGUGACCUAGGACAUCUACUGGGAAGAGCUGGCUUCAACACACUGACUGUGGAUUCAGAUGAAAUCCAAGUUAACUAUCCAGGAAUGUUUGAAAUUAUCGCUGAUCUACAAGGUAUGGGAGAAAGUAAUUGCUGCUGGAACAGGAAACCUUUGCUACACAGAGAAACCAUGUUGGCAGCUGCAGCCGUGUAUAAGGAAUUGUACGGAAAUAAUGAUGGGACAAUACCAGCAACAUUUCAGAUUUAUUAUAUGAUAGGAUGGAAAUUCCAUGAAUCACAGGCACAACCAGCACAGAGAGGUUCUGCAACAGUAUCAUUUGGGGAUCUGAGAAAAAUAAAUGAACUUAUUCCAGGCAAAAAAAACCUUUGACAUGAAAUAUCAUAGUAAUAUAAAUUGUACAUAGCCUGUUGAAUAUUUAGCAGUUAUCAUUUAAUUUUGACAAACAACUGACACUAUGUUUCCCCAAAAGUUUACUUCAGUGCCUAGGAAAAAAAGGGUUUAUAUUCCUGUUUACCAUUUCAGUGGCUGUAUUUUUAUAUAUAAAUGGUAAUAGUAAAGUUGCAAAUUUGAACUGGAUACAUCCAAAGAAAUGAUAGUGUGUAUUUCUGUAUAGGUAUUACCUGUCCAUGUGAAAAUGUGAGAGGUCCACCUACUCAAUAAAUGAAUGGCAGAGUAGGGACUGGGUAGUUGCUCCUACAACCCCUAGGCAUUACAUGGAAGGGCCAUUCUGACUGCUGCAUUUUUUGCAUCUUCUGUUAAAUAAUGUAUUGUCUGUUAGCUAGUGGGCUGUUUGAUGAAAGGAAAGCCAUUUAAUUCCACUAUGCCAGACUACAUGCUUUUGGGACCUAGAUUCUUGGCUAGGAUCCCAAGGCCCACCAAUGAAGAGCUGAGAUGACAAGUAAUGGUAUACAGUAGGCAUAUGCUAAGAAUUAAGGAACAGUGGGCUUCUAAUUGUAUGUUCAUCCCAUAGGUGACUAUUACAAGCUACAGUGUCAUCACAUGCAAUUUGACAUCAUUGUAGAAAUGUAUCAUUUGCAUGAUGCUAUCUGUUAACUUGGGCCACUUGUGGAAUAACUUCAUGAUGCACACAUAAGCAUUUACCCACCUUGCCACCCUGCUGACACUCAUGGAUAAGAGUGUCAAAGUAAUAAGGAUCCAGGUAUUUUCCUGGUAACAACCAUCCCUGGAUUUUCUUUCAAUUUUUUUUCUCAACUAUCCAGAACAAAAGAUUUAUUUUUUUUAUGCUGCAUUAAACAAUUAUGAGUCAGGCAUCCAUGCUGACUUACAGCUAAGUUAUCCAAAGAUCUAUUGGUAUCUCUUAUUCUAGCUUUUGCACUUGUUAAAAUGGGGAUAAAUUUUCCAGUUAAAAUAGUAAACCACAAUAAUCUGUUUAUAAGCUUAAUUAUGACUUCAAUGACUUAGCAGAGCUGCUACCUUUAAUUCCUCCUAUAUAUGUGUAUGUGUGUCUGUUGUGUAUAAAAUAAACAAGUUAUGCUUGCACAAUCAGUUAACUGAACCGUAGUUUAUUGAAAUUAACUCAACAUGUGACCAACAAAUCAGUCACAUUUUAACCUAUUAUGU